This is a messenger RNA of Brassica napus (rape), 1623 nucleotides long. RefSeq lists its product as uncharacterized. Lineage: Eukaryota; Viridiplantae; Streptophyta; Magnoliopsida; Brassicales; Brassicaceae. The coding region runs from base 425 to 1096 and encodes 223 amino acids. The transcript has a single exon. The record is from RefSeq and is a predicted model, not a curated record.
UCAAUGAGGUUCGCUCAUCCUGUCCGUUCAUUAAUUUGAGGUAAUCUCAACCGUUGAUUUAGAUUCGCUCGCUAAUCUUGACCGGUUAAACUGAACCAAUGGUUAACCAAACUCAACCGAUCGUUAACCGAGACCGGAUUAAAAUGAUAGCAAUGUCGAAAAUAGUUAAAUCAUCAGAUAGCAUCUCCCAAGCUUGUCUUUUUGAUAUUUUCUAAAGUUAGGUCUGUUUCUUGCUUCUGUUCCACGUCUUCAUCGUUGUCCUUUUGAAACAUCAGGUGUUGACUAAAAUCUUUUUAAAGAUGCCAGUUAAUGAUGUUAUCUUUUUGUAUUUUCUGAAUCUAAAACGGUCUUGUCUUUUUUGUCUUCAUCAUUGUUAAUACACACUACAGAUUGAAAAGUUUGUCGGAACUUCCAUUUUGAAACCAUGGAAACGUCACAAGAGCUGAACUUUAUCAAUCCCUUAGCCUCUAAACACGAAGCAGAAGAUCCAAUCCUACGGCUAUCGUCUUCUUCCUCUUCCUCUUCCUCUUCUUGUUCUUCCAUAGAAACAGAACCAAGACUUGAUAAUCAAUCUCCUCCAACACAAAUCAUGGAGAGAUGUACAAACAACGCAACCUCAACACCUCCUUACAGAAUCCCUCCACACGUUUUCGAAAUAACAACCUCUACAGCUCCAGCUGAAUGGAGCACUCUCUCCAACGAAUCUCUCUUCAGCAUCCACAUGGGAGACAAUACCUUCACUGAAGAAAUAGAUUACUUCAAAUCAGGCGAGCUCACCUUUCCUCAACCUACUUCACCGAAAACUCCUACUUUACCUUCUCCUCCUCAAAGCAAAAACCAAGGAGGAGCAAGUGGAGUUGUGGAGGAGGUCAAAACUCUGGUGGAUAUAGGCAAGAAAGCAGACAAAGCUUACCACGCAAGUAAAGACCAAGAACAAAAGGCUGCAUCAAGUAUUAGAGAUGUUCUCAUGGCUAAUAAAGACAACAACAACAAAACCAAUAAACUAGAUCAUUCGGUUUCUCGUCGGUCGGAAGAUUUUAGCGUCAAGUCUUUCGCUUUUCCAGUGUAUGCAACAAAAACAAGAAACACUUUGUGAUCAUCUGUGUUUUGUCUUCAUGUCUUAACACAGGUUCUUUGUUGUUGUUUAUUGUGAAGAUUCGGGAAUGAAGAUAAGGGUGGAUUACAAAGCUCAACGCCACAAAAGAAACAGAAGAUUUCGUUAGAGGCUGAGGGAGACGAAGGGUUUAAGAAAGAGGAAGCUCCUAAACCUGUUACUACUCCUAAAGCAGAGGCUGAUCGUGGCUGUAAUCGCUACCCUAGAUGGUUAUCUUGCUUCCCUUGCUGCACAACUUCAUGUGUCUAACUGAAAGAUCAUCAUACAAGUCUGUUCCAAGAUUUACAAAGUUUUUUCUUCUCUUUGAUUUGAUCCUCAAGACUCCUUUAAUCUUGUAAAAAUGAUGUAAAAGUCAAUGACAAACAAUGGAUACACUGUGGUGCUUCAAGAGGGAGGAUCAAUGAAGCAAUUUGAGCCAGGAGCUGUCGUUGAGGCUUGAAAGUUAUGGAGGCUACCAGUGAAAGCAGUGAAGGUUCCAUCAACUUCAAUCUCAUUGAUCUUGUAUGAGU